UCCGAAGUCUUAUCACUUGUCGCUCGGCUCUGAAGCUCGAUUCACGUGUUGUCAUUUAUAAAACGAUUACAAUCCAAGGCAUGAUUGACACUCCAGUGACGGUGGCUGCAUAAGACACACAAGACUCACAGAGACGCGAGAAAAACUGGUAUUUGAAAACCCAAUCAAGCGGAACACAACUCUCAACCUGACUCCAGACUGUCUGCAGUGAUUGUGUGGGAUUACAAAAUAUAUACGACAAGUGCGACAGAAAAGUGAAAGGCCUGGUUAAUUAAUUACAAAAUGUCAUCGGCUCUGACAAAUCUCUUGCAAUCUCUGAGGAUUGUGCCCUUCGGCAGCAAGGCAAUGGUGGCCUCCAGUGAGAAGGAGCGCUUGAAGGUGACAGAUCUGCCGGAGAUCUCGCUGGAGGAGGUGGCCCAGCACGAUAGCUUCGAUGACUGCUGGGUGGUUAUCUACGAUCGGGUUUACGACGUCACACAUUUCCUGAGGGAUCAUCCUGGCGGCGAAGAUGUCAUCAUGGAUCAUGCUGGACGGGAUGCUACGAUCGCAUUCCAUGGCACUGGGCAUUCCCGCGAUGCUGUUGAAUUGAUGAGGAAUUUUCUAAUCGGAGAACUGCCGGUCAAGCAGCACAUAUUUCGCACCGGCCAAAACAAGGUUCUGUCCUCGGGAAUACCGGAAUAAUAGUGUCAGAUGAUCCAUUGGCGAUCGCCCGGUUAAUCGAUCGCUUCCGCCGCCGUCCUCCACACACACGUCUUUCUAUCUAUGUCUUCAGAGUAUUCAUUGAUUUUGUGUCUAGCUUUAAUCAGUCUAUUUCGCAUUUCGCAAAUUGCUUUUUGCUCGCUCAUCAAUUGCCAUUCGGCAGAAAUAUGUGUGUUUAUUUAUAUAAUGAUGUAUAUUUUUGUAAAGACUUGAA
Messenger RNA from Drosophila serrata, 913 nucleotides. Its product is annotated as cytochrome b5. Gene Ontology annotation, cellular component: membrane; intracellular membrane-bounded organelle. The record is from RefSeq and is a predicted model, not a curated record. Gene Ontology annotation, molecular function: heme binding. NCBI's taxonomy places the organism in Eukaryota, Metazoa, Arthropoda, Insecta, Diptera, Drosophilidae.